CCUAUUCAAAAAUUGGUUUGGUGUCAAAAUCUUAAAAAAGAGAGAAUAAUUCAAUUAUUAGAAAACAUAAUAAUAAUUGAAAAUACUUACAAUAAUAAUUGAUUUUAAAUUUUCUAUUUAAAAAUUAAUUUGGUAUCAAGUUUUCAAAAGAGGAUACCAAUUAAAUAAUAAAAAUGGGCUAAUACCACUACAACACCCGAACUAUCGCGAAAAUGCCACUUGUGUCCUAUUGUUUCCAAUAUUCCAUCUGUGUCCUGAACUAUGAUUCCGUUAGUGUUGACUUUUGUUGACCGUUAGUAUUUAACAAAAAAACCAGUCAGCAUCUGACGUGGCAUGUGACUUAAAAAUAAUUAAAAUAAAAUAAAUGAAAAUAAAGCCUCUUUCCCCUUCCCUUUCCCAUCUCGUCUCAGCGACGGAUGCGUCCCCUCCGGUCACCCUCCCCGCUCUCGUGCCAAUCGCCGCUCCAACCAUCCACGACCUGUCGGAGCUCACCAUUCCCUUCCCCAGAUUCGGGUACCCCUUCACCCUCUCCAGCGCCUCCUUGAUAACCACAUCUGCCACUCCUCCUUCCUUCACCAAUACUAAGAACUCCCACUCUCACUCCCUACCUUGAAGCAUGAACCCGCAACAAAAUGGUGACGAUGGAGGUGGGAUGAGCUUAGACUCCAAACCAAUUUCCCUCUACAAAAAGGCUUGGGAACGAGUGGGAAGUUGGAACUCUGGUCAAAUUAAUUUCUAAUUCCAAUCACUAAGACCCCAAAUCCCUAAUUGCUGCAAGCUGAAGGGGUUUCGAGGAUCUGGUGGUUGCGCCAUCGAUUGGAGGUGGAGGCUGCUACUCUGGCUUCUGGGAAGUCAGACCCUUGGUUGAAUUGGAGGAGAGAAGGGCCAGGGUCGUCGGUGGCUGUUGGGGGUUCACAGGGAUUCGAGGAGGAUGGUCAUCGCCAUCGAUCUGGGGAAGAGUUUCCUUGAAUCCGAAAAAUUGCAGCAGCAACAGUUGAUUUUGGCGUGGGAUUCCAUCCGACCAUUGAUUUUGGGGGUAUCACUUGAACAAACAUGAGAUUCCAUCCGCGCGACGGUAGUAGAUUUUCAAUUAACCCCAUUCUCUGGGUUCCGGCCAUAGUAGUGGCACAAUGAAAGAUUGGCGAGUUGGGUUAUCUUUCAGAGAGAUUCUCAGAGCCGGAUUGGGAGAUUUUUGGCGAGUUGGCGAGUUGGUGGUGUAGUAAUGGUUUGGCGGUGGCGGCGGGGAGAAGAGUGGAGGCGGCGGUGGCCUCGGGUUCUCGAAGACGAAGCCCGGCGGGAUCGUCACGUUCUCACCGCGGUCGCCGAACUCGUCCUUGUAGUACAGGAGCUGCCGCCGGCGGAGGUAGGAGACCUCAGCUUGAGUGAGUGUUCCAUGGCUGGAAAUGGCUGGUGGGAUCUCUGCAGCAAAAGUGCCCCACUCCAAUGGGGCUUUUCUUUCGAGUUCUUGCUUUGAUUUUCCUCUCAAACAGGAGCCAAAGCUUGAAUCUUUGGCAGAGAAGAAGAAGAGUUUUUUAUUAUUUUGUUUUAAAAUUUUGGUUUAAUAACAUAAUUGAAUUUACAUUUUCUUUAAUUUUAACUCAUUUUUUUUAUUUAAUUUGAAUUAAAAAAAAUAUUAGGUCAAUGACGUGGCACCUAUGUGGCAGCCUCGUUUUUUGCCACGUCAACAAAAGUCAACUUCGCGUUGACCACCGUUUGGUCAACUGUUAUCUUUAACGGUCAACGAAAUUGACAGGAUACAAAUGACACAAAGUAUCAUAGUUCAGGACACAGAUGGAAUAUUGGAAACAAUAGGACACAAGUGGCAUUUUCGCGAUAGUUCGGGUGUUGUAGUGGUAUUAGCCCAAUAAAAAUUGAUGUUUUUCAUAAGUCAAAAAUGAUUUUUUACAAUAAGAAAAGUAGAAGGACCAAUUAAGAAAUUUAGAAAACAGAAUAUUCCAAGAAUAUUCUGUUAACUUUAACGGAAUGCACUUAACAUUAAACUUAAGUGGUACCGGGUGCACAAAUAAUAGAGUUCAGUGGUACCCGACGCCCUAUUCAAACUUAAGUGGUAUGCAUACCCCAAUUCUGAAACUUAAGUGGUAUCCUGGGUAUUUUACCCGGAAGUCUUACAUCCUCCUAAGAGACUAUUUUUUUGUGGGUAGGGAGGGGUAAUGACACCAUAUAUUCAUAUGGCUUAUACAUCAUAGUAAUAGAUAUAGUCGCAUCAAAAUUGAUUGAUAGAUAAAUGUACAACCGAUUGUAACAUAUAAUACUGUUCGAUUCACAUUAGGAUAAAAUCGAUAACAAUGACGAUGAUUAGGAGCCACAACUGGACUCCUUUGGUUUGAUCUAUCUCUUCGGAAUCACAAUUCACACGUGGAGAAGAGUAAGAGGCUCCUGUCAUUUAUAGUCUGGCACCCAAGUUAGUAUGAUACAUGAGUUGUGCUAUGUAAAGUAGAGAGGACUGUGUACGGUUACUGUGCCAAUGGAAGGGAAGAUAUGAUCCCCAGUUUGGGAGCUUGUGUGUUCUUAUAUAGGAGUCUGGGGCUUCCAUGAUAAGAUGUCCUAAAGCUUUCUUGAAGAGACGCCUCGGAGUACCUUAGCUUCCUUAAAGAGACAUUUCAGAGUGGGCCGAGACCCUACGUGAGGUGUCUUAGCAAUGAUCUUAAACUCAUUAAUUCAUUAUGCAUAUUCAUAUGGUACCUCAACACAUGCCAAAUUGUUGCAUUAGUCUACAUUCAUUUUUUUUUUAUAGAAGUCUACAUUCAUUAUGGAAAGAACAAAUAUCUACCAUUUUGUGACUCAAGUCGGUUGUGCUCGACCCAAGUUUUAAGCAAGGAAAUGAGACCACAUCGAAGCUAGCAACAGAACAAGAAUCUAAUAGAAAAUUUUAACAGGUUACAAAAUGAGUAUUUAUGUGUAUAAAAACAGUAAGAUGGUGCUCCGGUCCAAUAUUAUCCUAACGACAUUCAUACAAAAUAAAUUAAUAAAAAUGAUCCUAACAUUCUGUGUCACUGGGUGUGCAUGGUAUCUCUUCAUCAGUUCCUUUCCUGUAUCACUUUCUCAUGUAUGACUCUCAUAAGCUCUCCGAACCCGAUUUGAUGUUGAAUGAAACCUGAGAUGCCUGGUAUUCAUUUAAAACAAAAAAAUCCUAACAAGGCAUCAGCCGACUUAAUUAUCCGGCCAGCAAAAGGAGACCAUAAAAUACAAAAUAUUAUUUAAAUUCUAUGUUAAUGAACUUGGGAAUAUAUGUAUCAUGUCUGGCGCUAGUAAUUGUAUCCUUAAACUAAAGAAGAUUUUAGCUGGUAUCGGUCUGCCAUUUGAAUUUGUUGACCAAGCAAAAUGAAGUGUUGAACUAUUCCAUUAUGAACCCACCUGGCCAUAUUCUUCUCGUUACCAUCUACUAAAAUAUAUUCAUAUGAAAUUCGAAUAAAAUCCAUCUACAUCAUUCUCAGAUAAUUAUAUAUCAAGUUUUUAUUUUAUAAUGUGGAUUUUUUCUUAGAGUGUCACUAUUACUUUUAAGUUAAACAUUGUUUGUAAGAGUGAAGGAAAAUUAGCAAAAUUUGGGUCCAAAAGAUAAUUACAAUACUUGAGAAAUAUGGAUGAAUGAAGUCUUGAAAUGAGUGACUCUAAAUUACGGUAGCAAUAGCACAUAUUCAGGUGAGUUCGGUGUGGAUAUUUGAUAUACUAAAACCGCAAAAAAAUAAUUGUCAUUUUUGUUGGACUCUCGGAUACCCAUCAAAAAAUAAUAUCGGUUGGAUUUUUUCCGACGAAAUUUAUUUGGAUUCUGUAGGAUACACAUGAUGAUGAUGUGUUAUUUUGUCAUCCGUAUUGACAAAUAUAAAGAGCUUUAACUAAUAAUGUCUUAACGUUUAUAAUAAGUCAUAUAACAUCCCGUCCAACAUUAAUUACGUGAAUGAUUACAAUUUUAAAAUUCGAAUAAAAUUAUAAUUCCGAA
Molecule: messenger RNA, 3958 nt
Organism: Linum trigynum
Lineage: Eukaryota; Viridiplantae; Streptophyta; Magnoliopsida; Malpighiales; Linaceae
Source: the annotation of a GenBank genome assembly